Molecule: messenger RNA, 624 nt
Organism: Peronospora matthiolae
Lineage: Eukaryota; Oomycota; Peronosporomycetes; Peronosporales; Peronosporaceae
Source: the annotation of a GenBank genome assembly
AUGAACUUUGCUGCAUCCUGCUCAACUAUCAUCAAGACCCUCGUGCUGAUGGCCUCUACCGUCAAUGCUCAAUGCUCUGACGUCCACGUCGUGUUCGCUCGUGGAAGCGGCGAAAUACCCGGUCUCGGAAUCUGUGGGACGCCGUUCGUGAGAAGCCUCACUUCGACUCUCUACGGCAUGAGCGUUUCAUCGUACGCUGUGAACUACCUUGCCUUGGCUUCUCAAACAAGUGCCGGUCCAGGAGCGUCUGACAUGUCAAAGCACGUCAUGCAGAUGGCCCAACAGUGUCCCAACACUAUGUUUGUGCUGGGUGGGUACUCCCAGGGGGCUAGUGUUGUUGACAUUGCCAUCGGCAUCGACACCACGCUUGGCAAGGGCACCGUUAUCCCGGAACAUCUAGCACCACGGAUCAAGGCUAUCGUGACGUUUGGCAAUCCGUUGCGACUCACCGGCCUGACGAUCGCCCGUGCGAGUGCACUCUACGGAUCCAAGGCGAUUGAGUUUUGCAACUUUGGCGAUCCAGUGUGUGGCAAUGGUGCCAACGCACUUGCGCACACUUUGUAUCCGUCGGAUGGCAGCGUCAUGAAAGCGGCGAGUCAAGCUGCUGCUUUGGUGAAGAACUAG